AUGGCGGCCCCUGCUGAGUCGCCCAGCCUCCGAACCGGCUCCUCUCAAGAUGCAAGCCACAAGACAGGCCUGCCCAUCGAGGCCCUCGACAUCAACCGGGACCGCACCCAUGCCAUCCUGGCCGGCAAGGAGAUCCUCAAGACCGUCCGCGUCCAGCAGCAGGAUGCCAGGAUCGUCGAGGAGACCAACCUGCGCGCUGCCGUCAUCAACUACUCCGACCACGCCCAUGCCAGACAACGCAACGGUCUUGGCAUUCAAGACGUCAAGUGGUCCCAUGGCCAGUUUAACACGCACAUAGCCACCGCCGCUGCCAACGGCAAGGUCAUUCUCUAUGACCUCAAUCGGGCAGGUGUUGAGCUGGCUCGCCUACAUGAGCAUACUCGUCAGGUCCACAAGCUAGCCUUUAACCCUCAUCAAGGCCACUUGCUGUUGUCUGCAAGCCAUGACGGCACAGUUCGCUUGUGGGACCUCCGUGACACGAGAAAAGAAAUCAUGACCUGCCGCAGCAGAGACCAGUAUGCUGGCCUCAACGGUGCCAUCUAUGACAUCCAAUGGUCGCCCACUGAUGCCGUCGAAUUCGCUUUUGGCACCGACAACGGGACCAUCAUGCGCUGGGAUUACAGCAACAAUAGAGUUGCCAAACAGAAGAUCACAGCCCAUGAACAGAAACCCUGCACCGCCAUCGAUUGGCAUCCUGACGGAAAGCAUCUGCUCAGCGCGGGUCUCGACCGGACCGUCAAAGUGUGGGAUUUCUCCAUCGGUGUCAGGCGACAGAAGCCAACACUUACGCUACACACUCCAUAUCCCGUACACAACGCGCGUUGGCGACCGCCCAACUGGUCUGAGGAAGGUGCAUAUCAAUGCACUCAGCUUGCGACCGCUUAUGACCGUGACCACUCAACCAUCCAUUUGUGGGAUUUUCGACGUCCGCACUUACCCUUCCGUGAAAUCAACAAAUUCUCGAGUGCUCCAUCUGACAUGCUCUGGCACUCGCGUGACACGCUUUGGACCGUGGGUCGAGAAGGCGUCUUCCAGCAGAACGACGUACAUCACGCGCCUAGAACCCUAGAUCGUCGGAAUCUACAGGCGAUAGCCGUAUCAUCAAGCGGGGAGAUCGGCGGGAUCGCUCAGAGAAGGCCACGUCGCCGGCGCUCGACAGGUCUAGCAUAUUCAGAAGACACCUAUGCUGCUGGAUCUCGAGAAAAGCGUAGUAGUCCGGAGAAGUCCAGCCUGCGUAGUUCGGGAGAAAACAGUUUUGACGAGAACUUCUUGCUGACCAGGAGGCACCAUGGUCGCACAGCAAGCAACAGAUCUGCUAAAUCGUUUGGUAGCACCCCUCCCUCCGAUGCUGCACCCAAAGUCAUGUUCCUCACCGAUUCCAUGGUCGUACAAAAUGAGACAUCACGGCCAAAUCAGCUCGCAUUGCGUGGUACACUCCCUGGAACAACGAACAUUCAAAUAUUCGCAUAUCUUGCGCAAAAGUACAGAGCAAUACCGUUGACAGAUCCGCCUACAGUGCAAUCUUUUGAGGAUGUACAGCACAUCUUCGAAAAGAACGCGGAAUACGCUCAGAGAGCUGCAUGUUACCGACUUGCUACAACAUGGAGGUUUGUUGGCUUUACUGUCGCUAGUAACCUGCAACGUCGAGCGCAGUUGCACAGGAACCGACGUCGAGUGAGAACCAAGCCUACAACACUAGCGUCAUUAGGUUUCCAACCAGAACCUCUUUCGGAAAAACUGAAGGCACAUGACAAGCAGAAAAGUCACUCAGACCUUGCCACCGCUGCUCCCGUAAAUCUAGUGCAGACCACUUCUCCCAGCCACAGCACAGACCAAAACAUUGCCACUACCGAAAGCACUUCGAAUAUUGCCACUCCGCUUGCACGGCCGCUUACAGGAAUACCCGUAACAGCCAAUGAAAAGCAACGAUCUCCACUUCCAGAUAUAGAUCGCGAUGAGAAGAUUGAGCUGCCUCCGGCGAUUGCUGGACCUCAUUCCAACAAUGGUCUUCUAGCUCCAGACAGUGCAAGCCGUCAAGCUGAUCGUGCUGCUAAUCGUCCUAGGUUUAACGGACCGCAAUGGUACCAUUCGACGAAUGACCUUGAUGAACGAAGGGCGAUGGUCGGUAGUUGGCGGGCGCCUCCCCGAGUACCUCUCAGUUUUGAGCCACCGGAAAGCCGGGGGCUGAACAUACAGGUACCGCCCCGACUAGAUCGGCAUGACUCUGACGAGAGCUUUGCUAUGUUUUCUGCUUCAACCGACUCGCAGCAUGGAAGCUCUAUGCCUGGUUCCUUGAACAGUGGCACAUCUCAUCCACAGAACGUCGAUGCGGGAUCUCAUGAGCCUUUACGUCCAUUUGAUGAGUCAAGCUUUGGGAAGCUGAUGCCCUCUGCAAUUGGUGCAGAUCAUCGUGAACAGUUGCACCAAAGUAUUCAAAUAUCUCCCACGACUAUUCCCAAGAUUGAUGGUUCGACGACAGCCUCGCAUGACCGCGACAAGCUAGGAACGGCUUGCGAUGAUGCAAGUCCACCGCCAGACAAUGUCAGUCAGGAACAAGCGAUGCAUGAUUUCGAAAACUUGCAUCGAAACAAUCAGUUGCUUCGUCAUGACAGUUCUGAGUCGGAGGCAUUCACAAGUAGUGGCAGUGGGGUUUCUGUAUCUUCGCUGAUGGGAUACAGUCUCGACAUGGAAGCCAGUGGAACAAUCGUUCCAGACGGGCAUGAUCCCACAAGGUCCCCACAAGGCCUAAACCCCCCUGUUAUUCUUCCGCAUGCAACCGAGAGCGCUGCUCCGGCACUCGAUCCCGCAUCCGAAGAUCGCUUGCUCCUAGAAGAUUUCCAGGCUAUGCACGUUGAUGCAGAGGAGGAACAACCUUUCGCUAUGAUUGGUUUGCUCGAAAAUCUUCUCAAAUUCUUCACCGACUCUCAAGCCGACGCACAAACCUCCUCGCUUAUCCUGCUCCUUCUAACGCCUCUACUACCGCAAGCGCGCGGCGACCCGGGCCAGUCAGAUAUCGACCUCAAGUCCACACUGGCAGCCUAUACGGAGACCUUCACCGCCCUAGGUCUCUCCCCUACCCAGUCGGAAACGAUACUUUCUACUGAAAUGAGAAAGAUCAUUGCGACAGGCAUAAACCCCUACCAGGCAGAAGCAAUCCUCCACACUUACCAUUCACAACUUCAUAGUCUUUCGUUGUACAACGCUGCCGCUACUGUGCGUCGACUUGCAUAUCCAACGUACCCGGCCGUGUAUGAACAAGCACUCAAAGGUACCCAGAUCGGACUGUUAUGUCUCAGUUGCAAGUCUCCGAUCAAUAAUCCAAAGGACAAGAUGCGCUGCGAAACAUGCAAACGGGCUCAAGCGCCUUGCCCUAUCUGCUGGGGUAGAUAUCCAGCAUUUGAGGCCGUUACCACAAAGAACAAAGCAAAGGCGAAACUCCGUAUGAGCAGCUUGAGGGAUACAGACCACAAACGAAAGCGUUCGUCUUUGCUCUCAAGCGUGGCAGCUGAUGUGGACGAGGAUUAUGACCAUCCGUCAGCCAGUGUGCCCGAGCCUGUGGCUCUACCGAACACAAUGUUGUGGACGUGGUGUCCGAUCUGUGGUCACGGCGGACAUACCCAUUGUCUCUCCACUUGGUUUUCCGAUGCAAGGAUCUCCGACGGGGCAUGUGCAACCGAAGGAUGUCUGUGUGAUUGUGUGCAAGGCAAGAGCCGUGAAGAAAAAGUACACCAGAUCCUGCGCUUGAAAGCGGAGAAAGAACGAUCAAGAGUUGUGAGGAAAGGUGACGACUGGAAAGUCGGGGAAAGCAAGGCUGUCUCCGCCGUCCGAGGAGCCCUCGACGAUACUGCUCUUGGCACGGUACAGAAUACCGACUCCAGUACAGGCGCGCAAUUUCCUCGCACGAAGGAAGACGGUCGGAGGGUGCGUGUCGUGGAACCGCAUAUCGACCAUGACUAG
Molecule: messenger RNA, 3957 nt
Organism: Didymosphaeria variabile
Lineage: Eukaryota; Fungi; Ascomycota; Dothideomycetes; Pleosporales; Didymosphaeriaceae
Gene: RTC1
Product: SEA (Seh1-associated) complex subunit
Exons: 2
Coding region: 1-3957 (1318 amino acids)
Biological process (GO): positive regulation of TOR signaling
Molecular function (GO): protein binding
Source: RefSeq, a predicted model, not a curated record